Messenger RNA from Camarhynchus parvulus, 954 nucleotides. It is a transcript of the gene SPCS1, whose product is annotated as signal peptidase complex subunit 1. NCBI's taxonomy places the organism in Eukaryota, Metazoa, Chordata, Aves, Passeriformes, Thraupidae. Gene Ontology annotation, cellular component: signal peptidase complex; endoplasmic reticulum membrane. The record is from RefSeq and is a predicted model, not a curated record. Bases 157 to 462 code for a protein of 101 amino acids. Gene Ontology annotation, biological process: protein targeting to ER. The transcript is spliced from 4 exons.
UUCCGGCCAGCUCAGCAGCCGCCUUCCGCUCCGCCGCGACGAGCGCCGGUAGCCGCGGAGAGGCCGCGCCGCGCCCCGCGAACAGCAGGGCCCUACUCGGGAGCGCGGAGACAGCUGCCAAGAGGAACGGGAAGAAGCCGGAGAAGCGCCGCCGCCAUGCUGAGCGUGUUCCGCUCCAUCCCCACGCAGAUGGACUACAAGGGCCAAAAAUUAGCAGAACAGAUUUUUCAAGGAAUCAUUCUUGUCUCUGCAGUAAUUGGUUUCAUCUAUGGAUACAUCACUGAACAGUUUGGAUGGACUGUCUACAUAGUUAUGGCUGGAUUUGCUUUAUCAUGUUUGCUGACGCUCCCCCCGUGGCCCAUGUACCGCCGCAAUCCCCUCAAGUGGCUGCCGGUCCAGGAGUCGGGCACGGAAGAGAAGAAGGCAGCAGACAGGAAGCCAAAGAGACAUUCUAAAAGCUAAAAAUGAUGGUUUCCAGGCUGUUACUUUGUUAAGUUUUGUCAAAUUAAUUUCCAUUGAGAAAUACUUCUUGGCUUAGUGUUUGGGUUUUUUCUUAGUACUUUGUAUCCAUCCAUGAGUACAACCAAGCUCUGCAGGGAGCAUGAAGGCUGGAAAUUGGGUCUGCAGGUUCACAGGAGUCACUGGGAACACAGGGAUGGGGGGAUUAACUUCAGAAGGCUACUGGAGGUCACAUCUUGAGUAUUUCACUGAAAAGGAACACAGUGAAUAAAAUGAAUUCUAGUUAAGCUGUUGCCAUAGCCUAAGAGAUUAAUAAACAGCUGAACUUCUACUGGAAUGUUUCUAACUGUGUGUAAAGCAAGUUGCCAGUAGUGCCAGGUUGUAACAAACACUAUGAAAUGGUACAUACCCCACAGUUCUGACAAUAACUGUUCUUGGAUAGGAGAGUGCAGAGGGCCAGUUUUUAUUUAAAAUAAAUUUCCCUGGGAAGAACAA